AAACAGAUAAAUAUUUUUGUUUCAAAACUAAAAUUUACUAAAAUGUUGCUAAAUAAAUUGAGCUGUGUUCAAACGAACAUAAUGUUGAACCUAUAUCAGAAGAAAAUAUAUUCGUCGUUUGUACGGAUGCAAUCAGUGAAGGCUCAAGAAAUGCCGAAUAAAUUAGACAGUCGUGAAAUCCAGAUAGAUUCAGCUAAUGAGACGGUUACGGAUAUAUAUCCAGCUCCACGGGUUGUUCCUAUGGUCGUAUCAAGGAAUACUGAAAGGAAUACUGAAGUUUUGUCCUUCGAUCAAGUACCGGGGCCUAAGGCUUUGAAAUAUUUUUCCACCAUGCGACAAUAUACUUUCCAGAUUGGAACACAGUUGACUGCGGGGCUUGUGAACUUAGCAUUUAACAUAAGUAACUAUAUAAACUUGAGAACCCCUUUCACAAACAUGUCCGCACUUUUCGACGAGUACGGUCCGGUGGUUCGUUUCGUUAGCCCCGUGGGUUCCGACAUCGUGUUCUUGAACCACCCUGAUCACAUUCAGAAGGUCUUCUCUAUGGAGGGCGAAUACCCAGUGAGGUCGGCGCUUGACUCGCUUGAUAAGUACCGCAUCGAGAAGAACACUAUUUUAGGACUGUAUUCUACGAAAGGUGAAGACUGGGCCCACAGAAGGUCCCUGGUAUGCACGUCUCUGCAUACAACAGUGUCUCAAAACAUUCAGAGCCUAAAGGAAGUGUGUGAUGUUCUGACGAGAAAGAUUUACACGCAGAGGAACCAUCAAGACGAAUUGAAGGCGGAUCUGUACAAGGAACUGCAUAAAUGGUCGUAUGAUUGUAUGGGCUUGAUAUUAUUUGCGCAAAAGUUCAACAUGCUGGAGACGAAAAUAAUACACAGCCAGAACGACGGAUCGUGGCUCUACAACAGUUUGGAAAAGGCCACCGACGCCAUAAUUAAGUGCGAGUCGGGGUUCCACAUGUGGAAACUGUUUUCUACCCCUACCUGGUAUUCGCUAAGGAAGCAUUGUGAUGUUAUAGAUAAUUUGAUUGGUAAGCACGUAUUACAAGCGAGAGAAGCGAACGGCGACGACAUCUUCAAGACGGUACGCCAUAUUUUAGGUAUGGAGUCGGUGGCGACCGCGAUGGUUGUGAAUCAGCCUAUGAGCGUGGAGGAUGCGGCCACUAUGUUGAUGGAUAUGUUGCUGCUUGGAGUUAAUACGAUUUCAUCCUCAACUUCCUUCUUACUAUACUACUUGGCGAAACACCAACGGGCGCAAAACGUCCUGGUCCAAGAAGUCGAUGCCCUAGAGACCAGCUCCAUGACCAGUGUGCAGACGCUUAAAGAUAACACGCCAUACCUCCAAGCCUGCAUUAGAGAGACGUUGAGAUUGGUACCUCCCAUGCCAAUAGUUACCAGGAUACUGCCAAAGAACAUUAUAUUGGACAAAUACAAUAUCCCGAAAGGUACUCUAAUAAUUAUGGCGAACCAAGACACCUGCCGAAAAGAGAGUAACUUUGAUGACGCUGAUAGAUUUUACCCAGAGAGGUGGCUCAAGGACGAAUCCCGCGAUUACCAUGCUUUUGCAUCCAUACCUUUUGGAUAUGGAGCCCGAAAGUGCCUGGGACAGAGUAUGGCUGAAGCCAUGAUGUCUUUGCUUACGAUCCAGAUAUUGAAAAAGUUCACACUCGAAUAUCACUAUGGAGAUAUCAGGCCGACAAAACAAUUAAUUUCCAAACCUAACAAACCACUGAAGAUGAGGUUUGUGGACAGAAAUAAUUAGUAACAUGCUGUUUGUGAGUUUAAUGUUUAGGUUUCUAAUUUUAUUGUUUUAUGAAACUACU
Messenger RNA from Cydia fagiglandana, 1825 nucleotides. It is a transcript of the gene Cyp339a1, whose product is annotated as 1,25-dihydroxyvitamin D(3) 24-hydroxylase, mitochondrial-like. The record is from RefSeq and is a predicted model, not a curated record. Gene Ontology annotation, molecular function: heme binding; oxidoreductase activity, acting on paired donors, with incorporation or reduction of molecular oxygen; monooxygenase activity. The transcript has 10 exons. Lineage: Eukaryota; Metazoa; Arthropoda; Insecta; Lepidoptera; Tortricidae. Bases 43 to 1764 code for a protein of 573 amino acids.